AUCUACUGCGCAUGCGCUGUAUACCGUGAGAGGGGCGCUGCAAAAGUUAAUCUCUCAAGAGCGGAUCAAAACAGACGCUUUACAUUAGAUUCUGGAGAUUCUGUUGUUAUUUACGACAACGUUUUUAACAGCAAGCUUCGCAACAUCGAGGAGACUGAAACACAAGGAAAAAUAAACCAGACUGAACCGAAACUAAUAACACAGUUACGCAGUCAGACAGCGACUACUGACUACUCAAGAUCAGUCCAAUGGCAGCAUCGUGUGUGACCAAGGUGGAGCUAACAGUCUCCUGUGAAAACUUGCUGGACAAGGAUGUGGGGUCCAAAUCUGACCCGCUGUGUGUCCUGCUCAUGGACACAUCUGGAAACCAGUGGUUUGAGGUCGAUCGCACUGAGAGGGUUAAGAACUGCUUAAGCCCAAAAUUUGCCAAGAAGUUUGUUGUCGAUUACUACUUUGAGGUCGUUCAGAAGCUCAGAUUCGGCAUUUACGAUAUUGACAAUAAAACCAUCGAUAUAAGCGAUGAUGACUUCCUGGGCGAGUUUGAGUGCUCGUUGGGUCAGAUUGUUUCCAGUAGCAAGCUGACGAGACCUUUGAUGCUGAAGAACAAGAAACCUGCAGGAAAGGGAACGAUUACGAUCAGUGCAGAGGAAAUCAAGGACAACAGAGUUGUGAAUUUUGAGAUGGAGGCCAGAAAACUGGACAAUAAGGAUUUCUUUGGAAAAUCAGACCCCUACCUGGAAUUUUACAGGCAGACGGAAACAGGCUGGCAGCUUGCUCACAGAACUGAGGUGGUGAAGAAUAACUUGAAUCCUUGCUGGAGGCCUUUUAAGAUCCCUCUACGAUCUCUAUGUGCAGGAGACAUGGAGAAACCAAUCAAGGUUGAAUGUUACGAUUAUGACAGCGAUGGAUCUCAUGAUUUGAUAGGGAUUUUUGAGACCAAUAUGAAGCGUCUGCAAGAGGCCUCUCGCACCACUCCGGCCGAGUUUGAGUGUAUAAACAGUAAGAAGAAACAGAAGAAAAGUUAUAAGAACUCUGGAGUAGUGUGUGUGAAAGUUUGUCAGAUUACCAAGGAAUACACCUUUCUGGAUUACAUCAUGGGAGGCUGCCAGAUCAAUUUCACUGUGGGCAUAGACUUCACUGGGUCAAAUGGUGACCCCAAGUCACCUGAUUCUUUACAUUACAUCAGUCCUCAAGGUGUGAAUGAAUAUCUCUCAGCUAUCUGGUCAGUUGGCCUUGUGGUCCAGGACUAUGACAGUGACAAAAUGUUUCCUGCAUUUGGAUUUGGCGCCCAGAUUCCACCUAGUUGGCAGGUGUCUCAUGAGUUUCCUCUCAACUUCAAUCCCGCAAACCCAUUCUGUGCAGGUGUGGAGGGUGUGGUGGAGGCCUACAGGAUGUGCCUUCCUCAGGUCAAACUUUACGGACCUACGAACUUCGCUCCUAUUAUUAACCACGUGGCUCGUUUCGCACUGCAGGCUUUACAGCAGAACACAGCGUUGCAAUACUAUGUCCUGCUGAUCAUCACGGACGGAGUGAUAUCGGAGGUGGUUGAUAAGCGUGGAGCCAUAGUCGCAGCCUCCCGCCUGCCCAUGUCAAUCAUCAUUGUGGGCGUAGGCAAAGCCGACUUUACAGACAUGGAGAUUCUGGAUGGAGAUGACGGGCGACUGAAGUCUAUCAAAGGAGAACCGGCCGUACGCGACAUUGUGCAGUUCGUGCCCUUCAGAAAGUUCCAGAACGCUCCUAAAGAGGAGCUCGCUAGGUGUGUUCUAGCGGAGGUUCCUGGUCAGGUCGUCACCUUCUUUAACAUGAUGAAGCUCCUGCCUCCUAAACCAAACACUCCAGUGGACUCUCCAAAUGGGCCACCACAGAACUGAUGGACCUGGUAACUUCCUUCAUACCACAUACAACUCCAUAACUGGACAUCACCAACCUGCUGACCUGCUAACCAUAGGCUUUCUUAAAGAGAAAUACCACUAGAUACAUUUGGUUUGCAUUGGUUUUAAAUUUCAGUUAUGAAAUUAUUUACUUUUUAAAUCAUUUUAUACUUAUUUACAUGUUUUCUUCUGCCAAAUGAUCUUGCAGUGGUCUAUUAUAGAGCUUGUUUGGACUCAAGUAUCCUACUCUAAAUGAUCUGUUACUGAAAAAAAAAAGUACUGAAGUUUAAAGUCAACCUUGUUAGUGUUCCAGUUAUGACAAGAGAAUACAGCAAUGGUGUGAAGGAUUUUUUAUUUUUUUUUAUUUUUUAAUCUCCAUUGUCAUUCCCAUUAACUAACUAAACAAAAUUGUUUACAGUUAGCAUUAUCUCAUUAAUUUUUCAUGUCAUUAUCAUUCUUUACAUCUUAUAUUUGUAUAAGAUUUUUUAAUCAGUGCCUCACAAAGCCAUUUCUUCAUAUAUCUAAUGCAUAAUAUUAUAUACUGAUCACAUUAAUGUACCUGAUCAUUUAAGUUCAAUUCCUACAGGAAAAAAAAAAAAAAGUGAAUGUAUUUUUUAUUUAAUUCUAUGGAAAUCAUGGGGAACCUUUUCACAUUGCCAAGUUGAAUUUUUGACUAGAAUGCACAUAAAGCUAAAGCCACUGAGGAAUGGUGCUCAGAUCUCAAUCUGUACAGAUGAAAGCCAUAGAUACUGACGUCUAGAUAGGCCAGUCAUCCUGUUAUGUGCCUGAAUGCAAUAUGCAUUACUACAUUAAUAAUAAUAAUAUGCCAAGAUAAUCAGCUUUUUGGAGCAGUAUUAACUGUUUAAGAUGCAGAACAAGAUUGUUUUACAUUUUAAUCACAAUGUCUGUAAUAGCACGUUGUGCUCAAUUAGUGCUGAGAGAUCUUAAAUGUAAUUUAAAUAAAGCUAUUUUUAUCAGAUAUAGCAUCAUUAUAAUGUAAUGUGUCAGCUAAGCAAUGCAUGAUAUGUUUUGCUGAUAUGUCUUUCAUCUGUGUUCUUGUAGCAUGCUUGUUUCACAUACAGUAAAUAAAAUAGCGAAAAGUUG
Messenger RNA from Cyprinus carpio (common carp), 2975 nucleotides. Its product is annotated as copine-3-like. Gene Ontology annotation, biological process: ERBB2 signaling pathway; cellular response to calcium ion. The record is from RefSeq and is a predicted model, not a curated record. Lineage: Eukaryota; Metazoa; Chordata; Actinopteri; Cypriniformes; Cyprinidae. Gene Ontology annotation, molecular function: calcium-dependent phospholipid binding; receptor tyrosine kinase binding. Gene Ontology annotation, cellular component: plasma membrane.